This is a messenger RNA of Hymenoscyphus albidus, 4007 nucleotides long. The record is from the annotation of a GenBank genome assembly. Lineage: Eukaryota; Fungi; Ascomycota; Leotiomycetes; Helotiales; Helotiaceae.
AUGGAGGGCAAUCAAGGUCAUGGGUAUAUACAGGAGGACCAUGGAUACGAUGAGUUACUGAAUAAUGGAGGGUGGCCCGGUGCCAAUGAUCAGUUCUUGUAUGGCCAACAAACCCAGCAACCGCAGGAUCUCUACGCCAGAUAUAACACAAGUCAACAGCCAUCCUCUUUCGACCACUUCGACUUACAGCCUCAACCUCACCCAUCCUACCAGCAGCCGAUAACAUACACCAAUUCACCCUACACUCAUGCUCCUCAAUUCCAGCAACAUCAAGCCCAGCAUCAGCAGCCACAACAUGGCCGGUCCUCGGAUAUGUUCGCUCCUUCCUCCACAACCGUUGACCCUUCCUUACAAAGUUCGGCUCCGUAUCAAAGUCAUACAAACAUCGCUGCUCAUCCAAACAUCGCUGCUCAUCCAAACCAACUCGCUCACCAAACUCAAAAUACAUCGUACUCUAUUGCGCCUAACGCAACACAGUACGUCCAAUACAGCAUGGCCCCGAGUCAACCUAGUAGUGGUCCGCAAGCAGUAGCAUAUCAACAACCACAAGAUACGGUUGUCAAUAAUUUUGCCCAGAGACCACAGCCUCAGGCGCAUCAAGUAGUGUACUUCAAUGAGGUUGAAAAUAGCACUAUGCAACGUAAUGUUAGCAAUCCCAUAAAUUAUGGAGCUGUGCCUGUUCAGAAUCAUCAGAAUCAACAGAGCCAACAGCCAGUGCAGCCCAAGCCAGCCGUUACUGAUAUGAACCCAUCUGAGCGGAUAUAUCAAUCCAUUAAUACCAGCUCCAUGAAUCAUGUCAAGAGUAAGCCUGUUGAUAUGCCAUCCCCUUCUCAAUCUCAACCCAGGGUCAUUGUGAAACCAUACAAUCCGUUGCGCAUGGUUAAAGGAGAACUUCUUCCCAAGAAAAAUGACACAAUCAGUCAACGACUUGUACAUGCACCUUUUGUUGCUUUUGGCUCGAGUCCAAUACAAAUCAACCUUAACCUCAAAAGUCAGUCUCUCUUAACCCCUAUUGGCUCUCUUGCAUGAGACCAUCGUCAUUUGUUGUGCAUCCACUAAUACAUUUUCUCAAUAGACACGAUUCCCAAAUACCACCCAAGAAAAUCAAAAAGUGGAAAAGAGCUAGUGCCAGGGUUCAACAGUUCGCGUAAGUAUUUGCCAUCGGCAAGUCUCCCAAAUCUUUCCCGACUAAACUCUCGCUUAGAUUCACUGGUACCUGCGCGCCCAUCAACGAAAAAGGAACGCCAUCCCAAACACGAGAAGCCUUCGACAUCUAUCUGGAAGGGCACUAGUGGCGGAUUUAAACCAUCAGUUGGAAAGGUGGUAGGUCGUCGUGAGGAUAACACUUCGAAAACAUCAACACCUACAGACUCAAGCACGUCAGAGGAUGAAUCUAGCUCAGAGGAAGAAUCAGAAUACGAAGAACCAGAGAUGCCCCCCAUUCAGGAUGUCAGCGAGGUAAGUUUUAUAAAAUUUGCCUUCUAAUUUCUUUCUGGUUUUGCCAUUUUGCUCAAGAUCGUGGCGAUUGCGAUUCCCCUGUCUGAUCGCCCAUCGCAGAAAUUCUGCUGCCUUGAUUUUACAGGCGCCACAACGCGCGCUCGAUCUCCCAUCACCUGAAUUCGAGUCACAUAUACUAAACUUUUUUUCUCUAGAUUCGUGGUGCAAUCAGACCAACUGCACUUCCGUCAGGUACUCGGUGGGAUGUCAUUGGCGUAAUUUGGAGAGAUCCUAACACCAGUCCCAACGCAAAGGUGGUUCAAGAGGCAAUCGAAGAAUACUAUGAAAUCCUCAGCUCAUUACGUGCCAAGCUAAAGGAGAAGAAGGAAGCCGAAGCAGCAGCAGGUCCCGCUCAGGCGGAAAAGUCUAAAAAUGAGCGACGAAUUUUGUUGGAUGCUCUUUAUGAAGCUGUCAACGCUGCUGAUACUUUAGGAUACGUAUCAAUUGUGGAAAACCUGGGAGGACAUCAGAGACUUGUAAAUGCAUUGACUUCGACGUUAAUUGAGUGCACCAAAGCAAAGCCUCCAGAUCUACUUGGAAAGCUUCCUAGAGCAGUCUUUAGUUUACUUGCCAAAUUUCAGACCAUGACUGAUGCACUUUUGGAGAAGCUCAAGUUUGGCUCCAUUGCUAAGCGUUGGACUGAUCCCAAGAAGAACAAUGGCACAAAGGCUUCGGAUGAGAAGAUUGAUAAGGACAUUGCUGCGAUCAAGGCCAAUACAAUUGAUGCCAAAGAAAGAGCGGUACAGGCGAAGAAGGAUGCUGCAAAGGUGGAGGAGCAGAGAAAGGUACUAAACAAGAUUGAGCAGACUAAGAGUCGGGUCGAGGGCACCAAUAAACCUUCUCUCAAUCCUGCAAAACGACCUCACGAGGGUGACAGUACCAACGGAAAACCCAACAAGAAAUUUGCCUCGGAUGUAGCUGGCGCGCCUGCGACAAAGCCAACUUUUCAGAAAAAGACAAAUCUACUUGGUAUCUCAACAAAACCAGCCGCCAGAUCCGUCGUCAAAAAGAAAGAACCCUCACCACCACCAGCCGUGUCCAAGUUUUCUGCACUCCUCGAUAGUAUACACCGACCUCCUUCACCCCCUAAAGCUGCAGAAGUCCCCUCCGGACCACCCGAGACACCUGAAGAAAAGGCGCGCCGAGAGAGAAAGGAAAGCAGAAGACAUUUGAGAGUCAAAUUCAAGGAAGGUGACGCUUUGGAAGAGAUCAGAAUUUUCAAAAAGGACAAGUCUGAGAUUGAGGAUGAGGGUCGCCAACCUGACGCGCUCAGAGACGCUCACGAUAUUGGUAGCGAAGGCAUGAUGCACAAACGACGAGUCUCGGAAGCAAUUGACGAAGAAGAGGAGAAUCAGCCUGAAGAUCCCGAGAGUCGACCUUACCCUGCUUUGAUUGAAAUAGAUUUCAGCGAUCUCAUGGCGCCAACUAAGUUUGGUCGUAAAUAUACUACUCGUGGUGGAGAUCGGACAUUUACAACACCUGAACAACAGACACAAGAACGACGUGAGGCUAUUGAGCUUAUGGUUACAUACAUGGAUACUGGUGAUAUACCUCCUACACCAAAAGAGCCCUCACUUGCCAUGGGUCAAAUUGAUGGUGCCGCUGAUGAGGAUACCACGCCGGUUCCAUCACUGAAAGGACCAACGGAGGCUUGGAUCGUUCAAAGACUGCAUGAGAUCAGACAGUACGGUCCAGAAUAUGCAACGAAAUUUUUCCUUGCUCGUUUGGAAGAACAAAGAUCACAAGGUCGAAUGCAUGGCAUGAAUUCCAGUCAAAUUACCCCAGCUCAACCUCAGCAAAUUAUGCCAGUGCCAGCAAAGAUUGAUCUAGCAGCGUAUCAAACCCUCUUGGAUGUCGUUGAGUCUCUGAAGGGCAAACCUUAUCCGCCUACCGAGCCGCCCGAAUGGAUGACCGACCCUAAUCACAUAGCCAUCUGGUGGGAAGGUUACAAUCGAGAUGAGGCAGCCAAGCCUAGACCAGAAGUUGUAGUGCCAAUUGAACAAACCCAAUAUCAACCUCAGGUUGUCGUCCCAGCACCACAAGUUCCAAUGUAUGCAGAGCAACCAUAUCAACCACAGCCACCACAACCUCAGGCAAGCAUGUCCGCUCCUAAUGAUAUCGCUAGUCAGGUACAAAAUCUCUUGGCUGGCUACGGCAACGGUGGUAACGCUCCUGCAAACCAACAAUUCGACUACGCCGCAUGGGCAGCCGCACAAAUGCAGGCUCAGGCUCAGGCUCAGGCCGAAGCCCAAGCCCAGUCUUACAACAACCCAUCUCAGCAGCAACCCAAUUGGGAUUCCCUACAAUGGGACGACCAGCAAGACAACUCGAACAAGCAGCCCAAGCAACGCGGAUACAAGCUCAAGGAAUGGAACGGGGGCAACCAAAAGCCGCUGGAUACGAGUAUCUUCGAUGAGAAUGGCGAGUACAAGGGCAAGAAGAGACCGUGUACGUUCUUUGGGAAGGGAUUGUGUAAGAAAGGUGCGGGAUGCACGUUUCUUCAUUCCUAG